This is a messenger RNA of Quercus lobata, 1948 nucleotides long. RefSeq lists its product as uncharacterized. Lineage: Eukaryota; Viridiplantae; Streptophyta; Magnoliopsida; Fagales; Fagaceae. Bases 149 to 1948 code for a protein of 599 amino acids. The transcript has 2 exons. The record is from RefSeq and is a predicted model, not a curated record.
UGCCUCAACAACUCUCACCUUCAGCAACUUCAAUCACAGAACCUCUCUUAAGAACUCUCACAGAGACUCAAACUCUCAUACAUAUUUAGCAGCAAAACAUUGCUCCUCUCACUCUCAUACAAUCUCAGCAGUACAUUUGCACAUCAUUAUGUCAAGUGCACAAUCUUUGAAGAAUAUUGACAUAAAUGUAUACUUCGGUGGACACCUUUACAAUCCUGAAGGGAUUGACGGAUUCCCAUUUAGAGGGGAGGGUAUCGAAUGCUACUACAUGAUGUUACGUCGUAAGUUGAAGACGUUGACUGAUUUGAAGAGGAAAAUAAUGGACGAAUUGAAAUUGAACCCUGCUUGGUAUGACAUCAAGAUUAUUUAUCGUUGCCCACAAGAAGUUCUUCAUGAACGGAUAAAUUAUGGGUAUAUGGCGAUUAAAGAAGAUAAACAUGUAAAGAUGAUGUUUAGUAGGAUCCAGAAAAUGCCCCAAGUAAAUGCUGCUGAGUUGUAUGUAAGUUUGGAGGCGAGUGUAGACAACAGUACUGAGGUGGUGCAAGAAACAUCUACGGCUUUACAAUUUACAACCCUAGAUGAUGGAUGCACUACAAUGGGAGGUUAUACGCUCUCAUCUCAAGAUUAUGUUGCGAAUACUGGUGGAACCCUCUACUCUCAAGAGACACAUUUAGAGGAGGAAGACGAAGACGAAGACGAAGACGAAGAUCAUGCUGUGAAUGAUGGUGAAAAUAAUGAUGAUAUGGAUCAGUACGAAGAGAGGAUUGAGCGAGGUGACUUUGAGAACGAUGUGGAUGAGCAUGAAGUCGUUCCUAAUUUUGAAGAGGAAAAUAUGGAGUACCAUGAUGAAGGUGAUGCAGAUGAUGAUGAUAUUGGUGUCCAGCAUGAUACAGAUACGACCACUGGCUACAGACCUCCUGCGGACUCAUUCUACGCAAAUACUUGGGAAAAUAUGGUUGAUCCUUCACGUCUUCAGAUACCAUAUCUUUGUACUUGGCAAGAUGGGAUGCAUUUUUGUAAAGGGUUGACUUUUGCAAAUAAAGCUGCGGUGAAGCGUGCAUUGAUAAUAUACGCAGCAAAGGAUAAUAGAAAUUUCUCCAUCCAAAGGUCGAGCACAACUGAAUUGUGCGCCGCAUGCAUUGACGACAAUUGCAAGUGGUACGUUGGGGCAUACAUGAAGCCUAAAUUCAAUGGUCUGUGGAUGGUCACGUCUUAUGUGGGUCCACACAGUUGUAUACCCUUUGGGCUGCGAAGAGAUGGUAGAAUGAUGGAUUCUAAUUUUGUUGCAUCAGAAAUUGUGGGAAGAUUGCGAAAAAAGCACACUGCUACUGUUGAUGAGCUUUGGGAGAUCAUCCGUACUAAGUAUGAUCAUGAGCUUUCUUACUAUAAAGUAUGGGACGCAAAACAAAAGGCAAUUGCUAAGAUUUUUGGGGAUUGGGAGGAGUCUUACCAAAGGUUGCGAAAGUUGUUGGCAUACUUGGAUCAGGAUUCGGGUACCCAGUAUAGCUAUCACACCAUACCUAAGCCAUUAGAAGGUACUACGUUACUGCGCUAUGUAUAUUGGGCAUUCGCUCCAUGCAUUGCUGCAUUCCAGUAUUGCAGGCCAGUGAUCAGUAUUGAUGGAACUCAUUUAUAUGGUAAAUACAAAGGGGUAUUGAUGAUUGCAAUGGCAACCGAUGCUAAUCAAAAGGUUUUGCCUAUCGCCUUUGCUGUUGUGGACAAGGAGUCAGGGGCUAGUUGGGGGUGGUUUUUAGAGUGUCUCAGGACUUCGAUAGAGCGUGUUAUUGAAAAUAAGGACAUUUGCAUUAUUUCUGACCGACAUAAAGGUAUCAAAUGCGCCAUUCGAGAGUGGCCUAGAGGGCAAGACGAAGAGAACGGGUAUAUCAUCGAUAUUGCCUUCGACAUGUUGCUAGCAACUUCAACACACAUUUUAAUAACCCGACUCUAA